This is a messenger RNA of Papaver somniferum (opium poppy), 680 nucleotides long. RefSeq names its product cytochrome P450 82C4-like. The record is from RefSeq and is a predicted model, not a curated record. Bases 6 to 680 code for a protein of 224 amino acids. The transcript has a single exon. Gene Ontology annotation, biological process: defense response to other organism. Gene Ontology annotation, molecular function: oxidoreductase activity, acting on paired donors, with incorporation or reduction of molecular oxygen; monooxygenase activity; heme binding. Lineage: Eukaryota; Viridiplantae; Streptophyta; Magnoliopsida; Ranunculales; Papaveraceae.
AGUUAAUGUCAGACAGUAAUUUUGAUGCCGAUACAAUAAUCAAGGCUACAUGUCAGACUAUGAUGGUGGCUGGAAGUGACACUCUAAUGGUUACUCUAGUGUGGGUUCUAUCUUUACUAGUGAACCAUCCAGACAUCUUGCAGAAGGUCCAUGAAGAGAUGGACAUCCACGUAGGUAGAGAAAGACAAGUCGACGAAUCGGAUAUCAAGAACUUGUUAUACCUACAAGCCGCAACCAAAGAAACACUGCGUUUAUAUCCUCCUGGUCCUAUUAUGACUAGAGAAUCUACUGAGGACUGCACCCUUCUUGGAUACCACAUUCCAGCAGCGACUCGACUAAUAGUGAAUAUCUCGAAGGUUCAACGUGACCCCCAAGUUUGGACCAGCGCAUCAGAGUUUAAACCAGAAAGAUUUCUAGCCGGUGGGGAGGUGGAUGUUAGCAGAGACCAUAGUUUCCAGUUCAUGCCAUUUGGUGGUGGUAGAAGAUCUUGCCCUGGCACAUCACUUGCUCUUCAAGUGGUGCACUUGGCAUUAGCUCGUCUGAUUCAUGGUUUUGAUUUUAAAACACCGUCAGGCGAGCCGACCGAUAUGACAGAGAGUCCUGGGCUAACUAAUGUCAAAGCAACCCCUCUCGACCUUUUGGUCACCCCACGCCUUUCUCCUAAGCUGUAUACGUGCUAA